UUUCUCCGCGAGCUCACAAAGCGCUGCGCGAGCAGCGGCGCUGCCUCUCGCGCGAGUGUAAGAUGUGCAGCGCGAGCGCAGAAAUAACCCUCGAGCAGCAGAGCUGCUUUUCCCGCGAGCGAGAGCAGACCCUCUUGAGCCUCAAGGGAUUUAAAUCUGCGCGCGAUGGUUAACAUAGGCGCGUGUGAAAUCAUAUAGAUCGCUCGUGAGUCGUUUUUUUUGUGCGCCGUAUUAAUGACCAAAUUCUAACUCCAUAAAUGUCCGUUAUUGAUAUCCUAUCACCGAUGAGUAGGGGAUCAGAGCCAUACAUUAUCCUGUGAUCUAGUGCACACGCGCCUUUGAUCGGGUACAUUACACUCCUGUGAUCUGGUACAUAUACAAAAAACCCCUGAGAUCACAGCGACCUGACUGCUUGUUCGGCAGACCUGUAUUCACCAGCUCCGCGCACUCUCUUCAUCAGCUCUUUCUGUGUCACGGAGGGAGCUCUACCGAUGGUACAUUUGUUCUGGACCACAAGAAACGGACAGAUGACCUCAGGAGUUUUCCCAUUGUGCCGCAAGAAAGAGGUGGGGUCACACUGAAGGGAGGUACCACAUCCCCCCAGCACUAGUAGAGCGACAGCUGCGCUGCAGUCAGUGCUAGUUUCUGCUUCUCUACAGGACAACAGAAACUUGGUCCCUCCUGCAUUAACAAGAACACUGUCAUAUGAACAGCAUGGCAGCAUCUGUCACCUGUCUGCUCUCCGAGCAGCACUUCCGGUGCCCCAUCUGCCUGGACGUGUUAACCGCUCCGGUCACCUUACAGUGUGGACACAACUUCUGCAAAAAGUGCAUCGUGGAAAACUGGAGAAUCAACAGAAUACGCCAGUGUGCCCUGUGCAAACGGCUUUUUGACACCAAAAUUGAGCUGCAUGUCAAUACGGUCAUAGCCGAGAUGGUCGCCCAGCUGGGGCAGUCGGCUGCGGAGAAAGCCUCGGACGUCACCCGAGCGGGAGAGGUCCCCUGUGACGUCUGCCCCGGCACCAAGCUGAAGGCUCUCAAGUCCUGCCUGGUGUGCCUGGCCUCGUACUGUGAGACCCACCUGGAGCGACAUCGGACGGUGUCGGGCCUGACGAGGCACAAGCUCGUCGACCCGUUGGACAACCUCGAGGGCCGAAUGUGCACACAGCACGAUGAGCUCAUGGAGCUGUUCUGCAAGACUGACCAGAUGUGUGUGUGUCGGCUCUGUAACGUGCUGGACCACGAGUCGCACAACGUCGUGCCCCUCAGAGACGAAUAUGAGGGAAAGAAGACUGAGCUGGGGAGGGCCGAGGCCAAAUUCCAGCGCAUGAUCCAGGAGAGGCAUCUGAAGGCACAGGAGCUCCGGGGGUUGGCAAAGCUCUGCAGGGAAGCUGCGGACAAAGAUAUAGCAGAAGGCGUGUGUGUCUUCACUCUCCUGACACAGCUUGUUGAGACAGGCCUGGCCGAACUCAUCGACCAGAUCAAAAGAAAAAAGGAGAUUACAGCAAAUCAUACUGAGGGACUCAUCGAAGAGCUGGACCGGGAGAUCUCUGAGCUGGUGAGGAGAAAUGGUGAGGUCAAGCAGCUCUCACGCUCUGACGAUCACCUCAGCAUCGUCCAGAACUUCUCUUCCGUGACCGCCUCUCCAGCCAUGACGGACUGGGAGAAAGUCAGCCUCCACAGGCCGUCGUCCGACGGGACCGUGGCCAGGGCCGUGGGCCGCCUCUGGGAGACGCUCAGCAAAGAGACGAGGACGCUGCUGGAGGCCGAACUGAAGAGAGUGCAGCAGUACGCUGUGGAUGUGACCCUCGAUCCCAACACCGCGCACCCCAAACUCAUCCUGUCGGACGACGGGAAGCAAGUGAACCACAGCGAAGAGGCGAAAACUCUCCCGGACAAUCCGGAGAGAUUUUCGUACUGUGUCAUUGUCCUGGGGAGGCAGAGCAUCUCCUCGGGCCGGUUCUACUUUGAGGUGGAGGUUGAGGGGAAGACCAAGUGGGACCUUGGAGUGGUCAGUGUGUCGGCGAACAGGAAAGGACAGGUCAAGUCCAGCCCAGAGGACGGCUACUGGACCCUGCAGCUGAGGAAUGGAAACGAGUACGUCGCUCUCGCAGACCCCGACGUCUUGCUCUCGUGUAGAUCGUGUCCCCAGAAGGUCGGCGUGUUUGCGGAUUACGAGGAGGGUGUGGUCUCUUUUUAUGACGUCAACGCUGCAGACGUUAUCUACUCCUUCACUGGCUGCACUUUCGCCGACAAACUCCACCCGUUCUUCAGUCCCUGCUUCAAUGACGGCGGCGACAACUCUGCUCCUCUCAGGAUCUCUGCUGUUCAGAAAAGUGAUUAAAUCAAGUAAUUGAUUCAAUCACCCCCUGAUCCAACCACCAUCUUCUAAACAUGAGUUGAUUUUAAAAAUAAUUGAUUGAUUUCAGGUAAAACUAUGAAUGGAUAUGGUUGACGAAAGUUUUUCAUGCUUCAACAUCAGUGUUUCAGUCACAGAGGUUUGUGUUUAUCUGUUACUUUUUACUUCCCACAGACUCUCAAUCAAUUUAUGGUUUUGUUCAGGAAUCAGCUGGCUUGAUAUGUGGAUAUGUGUUUUUCAAUCAGUUCAUAAUUUAUGUACCUCGCCAUGUGCUACUGCAGAAGUUAUUACAAUAAGGAAUUGAUGCGCAGUACAUAACUUCACACAAUUCUGUAAAAUUGUUAACUUAAUUUAAUAUUUAGCCAUUAUAUAACAUAUUUAAUUCAAAUAUGUGUAUUGUUGUGUAGUGUUUUUCUUUGUAUACCAGGGCUGAUGGCCCAGGGUAGACAUACUGCAUGUUAUCUUACAGUACUGUACUGUAAGUAGGACAAACCGGAAUUGUAUUUUGCUUUAAUGUGAUGUUGUUUGUCUUUUCUUUUGGGAGGUUUUUGAUAGUUUUAUCACUCUAAAAUAUCUCUGCGUUGUUUUAUUUAUAUUUGAUUGGUGUUUAUUCCCCAUGUUUCUGCCAUUUCCACGUUUUUUUUAUGGAUGAAUAAAUUGAACCUUGGCCCUUGUAUAUCCAGAAGAUGGGGCUCAUCUGCCACUGAAACAUUCUGCUGACUGACCAAAAGUAAAUGUCCAAAAGAUA
This is a messenger RNA of Scophthalmus maximus (turbot), 3106 nucleotides long. Its product is annotated as E3 ubiquitin-protein ligase TRIM39-like. The transcript has 3 exons. Gene Ontology annotation, molecular function: protein binding; zinc ion binding. The coding region runs from base 706 to 2343 and encodes 545 amino acids. The record is from RefSeq and is a predicted model, not a curated record. Lineage: Eukaryota; Metazoa; Chordata; Actinopteri; Pleuronectiformes; Scophthalmidae.